Molecule: messenger RNA, 3136 nt
Organism: Gadus macrocephalus (Pacific cod)
Lineage: Eukaryota; Metazoa; Chordata; Actinopteri; Gadiformes; Gadidae
Gene: ap1ar
Product: adaptor related protein complex 1 associated regulatory protein
Exons: 10
Coding region: 143-1048 (301 amino acids)
Biological process (GO): negative regulation of cell motility; negative regulation of substrate adhesion-dependent cell spreading; regulation of Arp2/3 complex-mediated actin nucleation
Molecular function (GO): AP-1 adaptor complex binding
Source: RefSeq, a predicted model, not a curated record
CAUAACGAAGAAGGAGGGGGAGGCGGAAGUGAGGAGACGUGUAUUUUGGAUUUGCUCCUUAGGCUGAUACACCGAACGUAUCCCCGGUAUAAGGUUAGAGCACUAGCUUGGCCGCUAGAUCACCGCAGUUGUCGACAAUGCGAUGGGUAACUGCUGGGCGCACUGUGUCGGGUUCUUCCGGAGAGAGGCCAGCAGGAUCCAGAGAGGCGGCGGGUCAAAAUAUUUCAGAAGCAGUACCACUGGGGAGCAUUAUACCAUAGAGUUUGAAAACCUUGUUGAGAGUGAUGAGGCCGAGAGCCCCCAGCCUUGUCCGAGGCCCAUCAACGAAGAUGAAAUCAAACACCUCAAAGAUCACCAAUAUACUGCAAUAUCAGACCAGCAGAAUUUAAUAGACCAAAAGAUACAAGCAGAGUUAGCGACACAAGAGGAGAAGUUAAGGCUAGAAGAGGAGGCUAGAAAUGCCGCCCAGCGGGAAGCCGCGAGGGUGGCGCGAGAGCGAAUAUUACAGGAGCAACGGGUUGCUAAAAGGCCCAGGGGCAAGGCUGAUGGUGCCGUGAGUGAAGCUCAACAAAGGAAACAGGCGCACGCCCACGGAGAGGAAUUUGACGCCUACAUACAGAACGUAAAGGCCCAGUCGGAGGCCUUCAGAAGCAGCAGGCUGUCGUCGGAGACCAACGUGGUGACGCCCAACACAGAGAGCAGCUGGGACUUCAACACCAAGACGCGCUCCACCAACGACGACGGCACAUCGCUGGACCUGGAGUGGGAGGAUGAGGAAGGGAUGAACCGCUCCAUCCCGGCGUGGGAGCGGUCCCGGACCGAGGAGGACAUCCUGCGGGCGGCCCUCCGCCCGGGGGCCCGCCCGGCCCACGGCGGGCCCCCGUCGGCCUCGGAGGACUCCACGGGGCUGGAGUGGGAGAACGACUUUGUGAGUGGCGCGCACGCCGAGGACAACGAGGACUCUGAGUUCGAGGGCUUCGUCAACCCUGUUCUGGACACGCCCACUGAGAGCGACGGAAGCAUCCGAUUGGACGGCCAGGGCAGAUAGUGUCCGGCCCCGCCCCCCGUCCAGAAGUGCAUUCCAUGCGGGGGCCUCCGGGCGUCGAGGAGGGGGCCCCCACCAGCUUCUUUUGCCUGGAGCAAUCAGAUCCUGAUUCCUCCGCGGUUCAAAUGCUCAUUUUCUGUCUUGUGUACGUGUGGAACACAAACAGAGAAGGUCUGUGAGGCUCGAGCGUCAUCCACCUAGUUUCAGUGCCUUUACUUUGCUUCAUUGUUCUACCUUUUCAUGUGUUGCAACAUAACAUGUUCAAUAACCAUCGGAGGGAACACUCAAGUAAAGGACAAAGAGCAUGGCUGUUUUGAGGUAUCAAAUCAGUCUUCUAUCCUCAGCGAUUGUUUUGGUUUAAUUUCAAUACUUUUCCAUGAAGUGCAAAACCUUACUCUAUUUAAUCAAAGAUUAUCCAGACAUCCACAUUUUCUAACGCUGUGAUCUUUCCCACAAAUCUUCCUUUGUACAUUUCCACAUUGCGUCCUUAUUAUCAGCUACCAAAAAAGUUAAGGGAUUUCGGGGACCACAUUUUGCUUGUCAACUUUUAUCAUGCAUUGUUACGGUUAAAUGCGUUGUGUAGAAUGAAUUGUUUUAAUAGACGUGUCCGGAUUGCUCUGCGUGCUUUCCUCUGGGCCUCGUCCUCAGUCGCCUAGCGGGCUCUAAGGUAAUCGAUGACUGGGAUUACCUCAGCUGACUGUAAACCUGGUCCUCUGAGCCUGUGUGAGGCUGGACUGUGGAAGAGGGUCGGGACCAACCUAAACAUCCCAUAUUCCAUGUUUUUAAACAUUUAAAUAGAACCUCAAAGGGUCACUUUGAUUCAAGUUAGUUUGGAUCACAAUAAGGAAACGUGAUGAUUGAUUGGCGAUGUGGAACUGUCUCCAUGUCUCCCUAUCCAAAGUGUCCGGGGUAGAUCUUGCAUACUUAAUUCCAUUAAACAUCUAUACUGUAAUACUUUCUGUUCUGUAAUGUUGCUACAGAAUGUUUGAAUACAGCAUACCAUGUUCACUAGUGAACGAUUGCACUAUAGCUAUAUCUAUAUAGUAUAUCUAGAUGGUAGGGAGCGAAAUCCUUUAUUUGAAUAGGAAUAGUUCAUGUCUUGCAUUUAUUUCCACAUUGUUUAUCAUUACGUUGCUAUGAUGCAGACAUUUUCCAGCAGUGGGGAUGAACCACCAAGCGACCCCAGACUUUACACUGGACCUGCUAAAAUGGGUUUGCCGGACAAAAUAAAUGUACCACCAUUUAUUUUCUUAAUAUUUAAUAGUAUUAUUAUUUCUGAGGUACGUUUGAUUGUCUUCAUAUCUGAUCAUACGGAUGGAUUUUCUAUCUGGUUUUAUUCCUGGACAUUCUAGCUGAUACCUCCAUUGAGCCUCUGUGAGAAGUGUAGAGUUGGGAGAUAUCAAUCUGCUGCUACAGAGCGAUUCAUGCACAUUUCACCUUCGCCUUUCUAGCCCGGCUUAACAGCAGGAUACAAAGUCAUCGUUGGACAUUUCAUCAAGUGUGAUUUACAUCUGGGCUAUAACUUGGUUAUUGUGAAUCAUAAUGUGAGAGUGAGAUGUUUAUGUGGGGGAAUAUAUUGUUUUUAAGUUUAAGUGAAUGAUUUAAAGGUGUUAAGGCCUCAUUUCUCCCAAUAUCCAGAUCAAUUUAAAUUGUAUUUAAAAGCUUUGGUUAUCUUUGUUAACCAUGUGAUUACCAGCUACAAAGUUAAUUUAAAGUCGAUGAUUUAACAUUGGGAUUGCACAAACACUAACGCGGGCAGAUCAGGUGCAUGUCUUAGUUCUUCAUUUGCUCUUUUACAGGACCACCCUUUCUCUUCUAAUGCAAGUGACCUGACGAGAUUGAAUUGUGCUCCCUUUUGUAGUGAAUUGCCUGGUUUUCAGGCAGGCAACAGUUAGUCACUAUUUAAUAGCAUGUUUGUAAAGAUGGUGUGUACUUUAUCAUUAUGAAACACAUUCACUUCUGUUGACAGGUUUGACCUUUUGGUUCUUAUAGUUUUUCUGUAUGCAAGAAUGUACUUUGUAUUCCUUGUCACACUUAGCGUUAGAACACAAUGCUGACUGUAAAUCACAAUAAAUGAAGGUGUUAUUGGAA